GACCCACGCACUGCACUAUUCUCUCGUCCCGCCGCCGCCGCCACCCGACACAUGCCCCGAAACCCUCCACCCGAGAGCACGUUCACCUCCGAGCCUCCGACGCCGCCGCCCACGCUGCCGCCCCGCUCCUCGCAACUUCGCCGCCGCCGCCUUUAGAUCUUACUACUAGGUCGUCUUUGCCACCGCCGCCGCCGGCCCACACUGCGUCGCCCCGAGCUCUUCCGGCGACCCAGAGCAUAAAUGGCUGACCCUAACACCGCCGCCGCCCACGCUGCCUCCCAGGUCUUACUCGUCCCCCACAGCCACCCCGUUCCUCGCUGCUUCGCCGCCGCCGCCGCCGCCGCCGCUAGAUCUUUGUAGAUCGUCUUUGCCGCUGGCCCGCACUGCGUCGCCCGAGCUCUCCGGGCGACCCAGAGCCUAAAUGGCCGACCCUAAAACGUUGAAGUACAGGUUGCGACCUGUCGAAUUCAAGGGCAAGCAAACUCAUAUUAUAUGUUAUCAUAAUGUUCCUGUGUGGCCUACGACAGUUGCCGUAGUGAAUUACUUUCUCCUCACCGAUCCGUCGUGCUUUAAGUUCGACAAGACAGUCGAUUUUAUCUCCGUUUAUGAUCUGCGGAACAUGGCAGCAUCCCUUGGGGAUAAGGUAGUGACGCACAUCAAACAGGAUCAAACAAAAGACUGGACGAAGGACGAGAGGAAGGUAGCUACGGGUGCCUCGUUGUCCACAUUAUUGCAGCUAGACGGAUCUAGCAUUCAACCGAUUAACAUAUUCACCUCUGGUUUUCUUGAUUCUCCAAUCAUUUCUACCCUUUGUCAUUUGAAUAUACCAAUCCUGCAUGGAUGGAUUCUUCCCCAUGAGGAUAAGUACAAUAAGCUUCGCGGCAAAAUUUCUCAGAAUCCAACACUUGUACUGAAGGGAAUGGAAAUUGCAAGUGAAUUUUUACAGAAUUCUCAGACUGAGUUAACUCAACAAGGCAUUAAACUUCUGAUGAGUAAUAAUGAUGCUAUUGCUGAAGGGAACCUUUGUGCGUUAUAUAAAAAACAUCUUAAUUUGAUGUAUAAGCAUAAAGGAAACUUAUAUGUCCUUGUGACAGAAGGGGACACCCAAGACAUUCCCCCCACCGCAAUUUGGAAAUCUUUAACUAUGGGUUUCGAAGAGCAAGUGUUAUUCACCGACAAUUUUGUCCCUCUUCCCGCCGACGAGCAACCAAAUAAGGCGGGUAGAGAGUGGGUUGUUGAUUGGCAAAAAAGGUUGGCAGAUAGUGAAGCAAAAAAACAGGAUAAGAAAAUGAGAAGGAAGAGACCAAAUUCAGAUAUUGUACCUACUCCUUCGUCAUCUCCAAUCACACAAGAAGUGACUAAUGUACCUACUCCUUCGUCAUCUCCAAUCACACAAGAAGUGACUAAUGUACCGCUGAACUCAACCGAAGACCACGACGACAAAUUGGAGGGGCCACCCAAUCCUGUUAUAGUUGCAUAUGCACCUGCUGCCCCUUUGGAUAGUCUGAAUGGUCAAACAACAUCUUUGGCUGAUGCGAGUAAAGUGCCGGUGCUCUCCAGCGCCGACAAAAAAUUGGAGAGGCCAACCAGUCCUGGUAGAGUUGCAUAUGCACCUGCCUCUUCGGAUAGUCUGAAUGGUCAAACAGCAUCUGUGCCUGAUGCGAGUGAAGUGCCGGUGCUCCUUCCUACAUCAGUCAUAUGGAAGCUUGCUUUUUCAGACUUUCUGGAAAAGUACAUAUACGGAGAAAGUGAUGUAUAUUAUUUCCCAACCUUGUUGAACUUCAUGAAGAGUGUUACACUGUUUAAAUUUGAAGUUCGGAUUUCUGAUAUUGCGAUACAUAAUCUAGUUCUUGCUUUAGCUAUUCAAGGGAACAUUGAAAGCUUCACUGAACUGUUAACCCAACCGGUUAUCGACUUCAUGAUAAAGCAAGAAUUUGAUGCUGAAGAAGUUAUAAAGAAAAGAGUCGAGCUAAUAUUUCAUGAUGAUAUGCCUGCACAAAGAAGAGUUAUAUCCUUCUCUGAUUAUGCCAAGUAUAUGGUCCUUGUAUGGUCAUAUCAAACUUAUAACGGGACGUGGGAAAACGCAACCUCCCUCGAUGGACGACAAGCGGGUUUAGGAUAUCUGGCCUAUAUAUUAAGAAAUCAUGCCCUGAGAAAGUCAUGGGGUGGGAACUUUGUUGACUCUGACAUGAAAGUCAUUGACGGCCAAUUCAUCAUAGAUAAACCAGCUGUUGAAGAAUUCAAUCAAAAUAACAUCUGUGUCGACCUGACUACCUUAAUCAAGAAUUUGCAGAGGCACUAUAGAAGCAAAGUUGCUGGACCUCCAGCAUACUUUGAUGUAUUUCAACAAGAUAUCAUGCAGCUUAUGCCUCAUCAUCAGAAAAAUCCAGAAGAAUACGAGGAGUUCCUUGUAUUUUUGCAAAAUCAUUUUGCAUUCAAGGCGCCGUUGGUUUGCUCAACACUUCUCCGUGAAUUGUUUGUUGUGGUUCAGUCUUUAAGAAGGUACCUUAAUGAGGGUAAGCUGGGGCCCGCGCUUCCUAGACUAUCAGCUAGGUCUAAUCAGAGAAAGUGGGCGAGGCAUGCGCAACAAGGCGUGCCCUUCAGCGGAGUUUAUCACUAUGCGGACACUCUCAAGAAAACUCAGCAGAAUCCGAAGAGGAAGGAGAAUCCCCACGGGAGCACCACCAAGGAGAAUACCGAAGGGAGCACCGCCCAGGAGAAUACUGAAGGGAGCAUGGCCCAGGAGAAACCCCAAGGGAGGACCCCAGAGAAACCCCAAGGGAGCAUCCCCAAGCAGAAACCCCAAGGGAGCAGCACGAAGCAAACCCCAGAGAAACCCCAAGGGAGCAUCCCCAAGCAGAAACCCCAAGGGAGCAGCACGAAGCAAACCCCAGAGAAACCCCAAGGGAGCAGCACGAAGCAAAAACACAAGGGCAAGAUCCUUGAUAGGUUCAUGGACGAAACCUACUGGAAAUGCCUUCAAUAUGGUCGAUAUUUCAUAGAGCACGCUUUUGAUCACACAAAGAAGGAUGGUCAAAAGGUGAAAAAUCUUAUAAUCAUUCAAUUGAUGCUUGAUGGUUGUCUUGGGCCAGCAAUAUCAGAAUUGAUUUGGUACAUGAUGAGGUUUACUUGUGAUGGACCGUUUUCCCCUGUAUGGACACACUUCAAGAAAUCAGAGUAUGAUGAUAGACCUAGGAGUGCCCAAGAUGAGGAAACCAAAAGCAUUUCUAAUCUGGACGAUGAUGCGUUAGCUGACCGAGCGGCCUCUGCCUCUGAGGAUAAGGUCUUGCUGAAGCACCAAGGUGUCUCGCUCUACAGAGCUGACGUUGACAGCUUGAAUGAGCCAGCAUUCAUCACCGAUGCCAUCAUCCGGUUCUGUGUUGCUCUCUACUGCUCCACCCUCAACUGCAAGGAUGUUCGCUUCUUGGGUGCCUCACUUUCCACUGCCAUUUGUAUUUACCCGGACUUCGGCGAGCAGUAUGAUCUCGGUUCGCUCCCACUUGUUCUACUUGUCUCAAACAAUCUUCACCCUGAGCGUGGGUAUGGUGGCAAUCAUUGGUCCCUCCUCAUCCUCGAUAGCGUUACUGAUCCCUUGUGCCCACGCUUAGUGCAUCAUGACAGUAGUGGGAACGCCAACCGCAGCCAUGCCGAGCGAUAUGCCAAGGCAAUUCGCGAGCUGCUUGCUGACAAGUUUGGUGAUGCAAUUCUCUGCGAGGGGCCCACCCCGAAGCAGACCAAUGAGUAUGACUGUGGUGUCUACGUCGCAGCGGUGGCAAAGUCAGUAUUGGACUGGUACAAUCGUCCACAGCGGCAGCAGGGAACAGAUUGGUUCAGAGACAUACAGGAACAAGUAUCUGCCGAAAGUGUUUCCAGACUGAGGGUUAAGAUACGGGACAUAAUCAGGCAACUCAUUCAAGAGAAUGAGAACAAGUCUGGAAUGAGCGGUAAGGAAACUGAAAUCAUGUCUAAUCUAGACGACAGUGCUAAGGAUGUGAAUGAGAACAAGGCUGGAGGGAGCGGUAAGGAAACUGAUAUCAUGUCUAAUCUAGACGACAGUGUGUUAGCUGACCGAGCGGCCUCUGCCCCUGCUGAUGCUAAGGAUGUGAAUGAGAACAAGUCUGGAGUGAGCGGUAAGGGAACUGAAAUCAUGUCUAAUCUAGACGACAGUGUGUUAGCUGACCGAGCGGCCUCUGCCCCUGCUGAUGCUGAGGAUGUGAAUAAGGUCUUGCUGAAUUACCAAGGUGUCUCGCUCUACAGAACUGACGUUGACAGCUUGAUUGGGCGAGAAUUUGUCACAGAUGCCAUUAUUCAGUUUUGUGUUGUUCACUACUCCUCGAUUCUCAACUGCAAGGAUAUUCGCUUCUUGGAUGCCUCAGCGGCCAUUGGUAUCUCUAUUAGACCGUCCUUCGGCGCGGAGUAUGAUCUUGAUUCCUUCCCACUCCUGCUACUUCCUGUCUCGGACAGUGAUGACCCUGAUAAGGGGGAUGGUGGCAAUCAUUGGUCCCUCCUCGUCGUCGACGGUGCGUCUAAUCCUUUCUGCCCGCGCUUCGUUCAUCAUGACAGUAGUGGGAACGCCAACCGCAGCCAUGCCGAGCGAUACGCCAACGGAAUUCGGCAGCUACUUCCUGGCAGGUUUGGUGCUGCAAUUCUCUACGAGGGGCCCACCCCGCAGCAGAACAACGGCUGUGACUGUGGCCUCUACGUCGCGGCGGUGGCAAAGGCCACAUUGGACUGGUACACUCGACCACGGCAGCAGCGGGGAACCGAUUGGUUCACAGACGUACAGGCACAGGUGUCUGUCCAGAGUGUCUCGAGACUGAGGGCUGAUCUGCGGGACCUAAUCAAGCAGCUUAUCCAAGAGAACAAGGCUGGAGAGAGUGGCGAUGAAUAGUGAUGUUCUAGUAAGGGUCUGGGAGUUGUCAGUAGCUAACCCAUAGUAGUUGUUUAGCGGCAAGGAAUACUGAUGUUGACUGGUCAGGGGGAGUUGUCACCAGUAGUAGUAGUUAUGUUAUUUGCUUUUGGAUGAGUCAAACAAGCUAGGAUUCAUAUGGGCUAUGACAUUGCAAUCCUAUUUUUUCCCCUA
This is a messenger RNA of Triticum aestivum (bread wheat), 5083 nucleotides long. RefSeq lists its product as uncharacterized. The record is from RefSeq and is a predicted model, not a curated record. Gene Ontology annotation, biological process: protein deneddylation; proteolysis. The transcript has 17 exons. NCBI's taxonomy places the organism in Eukaryota, Viridiplantae, Streptophyta, Magnoliopsida, Poales, Poaceae. Bases 422 to 4891 code for a protein of 1489 amino acids. Gene Ontology annotation, molecular function: cysteine-type peptidase activity; deNEDDylase activity.